Messenger RNA from Talaromyces rugulosus, 2517 nucleotides. RefSeq lists its product as uncharacterized. Bases 1 to 2517 code for a protein of 838 amino acids. Gene Ontology annotation, molecular function: zinc ion binding; mRNA binding. Gene Ontology annotation, biological process: regulation of mRNA splicing, via spliceosome. The transcript has 12 exons. The record is from RefSeq and is a predicted model, not a curated record. Gene Ontology annotation, cellular component: nucleus. NCBI's taxonomy places the organism in Eukaryota, Fungi, Ascomycota, Eurotiomycetes, Eurotiales, Trichocomaceae.
AUGGCCGCCAACAAAACUCCAGAUAUUACUCUCUACACGGCGCAGACGCCCAAUGGAAUCAAGAUUUCCAUUGCGCUAGAAGAGCUUGGACUCCCUUACAAAGUCGAAAAGAUCGAAAUCAGCAAAGACGUCCAGAAAGAGCCCUGGUUUCUGGAAAUCAACCCUAAUGGACGCAUCCCGGCUAUAACCGACACAUUCAGUGACGGACAGAAAAUCCGCCUGUUUGAGUCGGGCAGUAUCCUGCAGUAUCUGGUGGACAACUAUGAUCCGGAGUACAAGCUGUCAUAUCCUCGCGGAUCGCGUGAGUCUUAUGAGGUUGGCAACUGGUUAUUUUUCCAGAAUGCCGGAGUUGGGCCUAUGCAGGGCCAGGCAAAUCACUUUAGCCGCUACGCACCCGAGCGCAUUGAAUACGGCGUAAAACGCUACACCAACGAAACGCGGCGCCUCUACGGCGUUCUGGACAAGCACCUCGCCAGCUCCAAAUCCGGCUACCUGGUUGGCGACCACGCCACCAUCGCCGACGUGUCGCAUUGGGGUUGGGUUGCGGCCGCGGGCUGGGCAGGCAUCGAGAUCGACGAUUUCCCGCAUCUCAAGGCAUGGGAAGAGAGAAUGGCGGCGCGUCCUGGUGUUGAAAAGGGCAGGCAUGUCCCCGAAAAGCAUACUGUCAAGGAGGUCCUCAAGGACAAGGCGCUGGCUGAGAAGCGGGCAGAAGAGAACCGCGCGUGGGUGCAACGGGGCAUGGCGGCUGAUGCAAAAAAGAAGAGCGGGAGAAAAUCGCCACCUGUGCGAACUAGUCCAUAUGCGGCUAGCGGCCAUGGCUCCAACAACAUCCCUCUAGGGAAGAGGCGUUUCGGCGCCGAUGACGAGGGUAGCGAAGGCUCGACGCCAACUCUGACAACGUCGGAGAAUGGCGCCGGCCGUGGCAGGAGCCCGACUCGAGCUGAACCGCCCGCAGACGGCGUGAAACGACGCAAGAAGCGCAACCGCUGGGGAGACGCGCAAGAGAACAAAGCUGCUGGCCUCAUGGGCUUGCCGACCAUGAUCAUGGCCAACUUCACUAAUGAGCAGCUGGAAGCCUACACGCUGCAUCUCCGGAUUGAGGAGAUCAGCCAGAAGCUUCGUAUCAACGACGUCGUCCCCGCGGAUGGUGACAGAUCCCCGUCGCCUCCGCCGCAAUACGACAACUUUGGACGCCGUGUAAACACAAGGGAAUACCGCUACCGGAAGCGUUUGGAAGAUGAGCGCCACAAGCUCAUCGAAAGGGCCAUGAAGGUCAUUCCCAACUACCACCCGCCCGCUGACUACAGGCGUCCCACCAAGACCCAGGAAAAGGUCUACGUACCUGUGAAUGACUAUCCAGAGAUUAACUUCAUUGGUUUACUUAUCGGACCCCGUGGAAAUACUUUGAAGACCAUGGAGAAAGAAUCGGGUGCUAAAAUUGCCAUUCGAGGCAAAGGCUCCGUCAAGGAAGGAAAAGGUCGUUCUGAUGCUGCUCACACUAGCAACCAGGAGGAGGAUCUUCACUGUUUGAUCAUGGCAGACACCGAGGAAAAGGUCAACAAGGCCAAGAAGCUUGUUCACAACGUUAUCGAAACAGCUGCUUCCAUCCCCGAAGGCCAGAACGAGCUCAAGCGAAACCAGCUUCGACAGCUGGCCGCCCUCAACGGUACCCUACGUGACGACGAAAACCAAGCUUGCCAGAACUGUGGACAAAUCGGCCAUCGCAAAUAUGACUGCCCCGAACAGCGCAACUUCACUGCCAACAUCAUUUGCCGCGUCUGUGGAAAUGCCGGGCAUAUGGCUCGCGACUGUCCUGAUCGUCAACGCGGAACCGAUUGGCGCAACAACAAUGGAGCCAAUGGCGGACGUGGACCGCGUGCUAUUGGAGCAGGCGAUGCUGUGGACCGUGAAAUGGAGCAACUUAUGCAAGAACUUUCUGGUGGCGGCGCUGGCCCCAACGGAGAAGCUCCUCGCCGUAUCGAAGGCGGACCAGGCGGUUACGAGCAAGAUGCGGACCUCAAACCCUGGCAACAACGCGGGCCUCCUGCCUCGGAUGUUGCACCAUGGCAGCAGCAACGUGGCCGGGAUAAUCGUGGCCGCGACGACUAUGGUGGUGGCCGUGAUGACUACGGUAGCCGCGACAAUGGCGCUGCUCCGUGGGCCCAAAGCCGCGGUGGUGGUGGCGACUAUGGCUAUGGCUCCCAGGGCGGUUACGGUGCUCCAGGUGCUCCUCCAGGUGCUCCCCCCGGCGCUGCUCCAUGGCAGCAGCAAGCUCCUCCGCCACCGCCUCCUGGAGGCCAAGCAGGCUAUGGCUACGGAUAUCCUCCUGGUGGCUACUCGUCUGCUGUGCCUGGCGCUCCUCCCGGUGCUCCUCCUGGUCUUUCAGGCGCCCCUCCAGGCUUGGAUUCUAUGUACUAUGGUGCUGGUGCUGGAGCACCUCCACCGCCUCCCCCUGGCGACGGACCUCCUCCUCCUCCUCCAAGCGAUCUACCUCCUCCCCCUCCACCACCGGCCUAA